CUUCAAUAUUUUGGGCCAACUGACCAACUGUGGUGCCUAACAAGCCGCUUUCACUUGAUAUUCGUUGAAAGAUGGGGUGACAUACGGCAUUAGACGACGGACAUAGUCGGUAAGCUUUAACUCCAUCAAUAAAAAUCCCUGGGGCUUUAAGGUAUGUCUGUUCUGUUACUUGUGGUCGAGAUGGCGAAAUACUGAGUCAAGGAUGGCAUCACACGCCAAGACUUCAUUGUGCACCAUGAUGUGGAAGACUACAUCCGCUGGCUGAUAUAUGAAUCUAGAGAACUGAUGGGAGUCAAAUUAAUCUGACCACCAUCAAACAUAUCUCUCCAGGUACCACGAUUACAAGUGAUACAAGGACCCAUCCCUCGGAGCAUUCAUUCUUCAUCAUGGCACCCUCUGUUCAGCAACUGGCUGAAGAUGUCCCAGAAGUCUCCUUUGAAAAAUUCUCACUCAAAGAAAAGGAGCCAGUCAAGAUCAAGCGUCAGAUUGAGGAGGAAGGUGGAAAAACAGACGCAUCGUACCCCGCAUAUCUGCCAACGUGGAACCAUGGCCAGAAAUAUCCGGCUCUGGAGCCAUUUGUACAUAUCGAGCACGGAUUAAAUGCAGAUCCAACAUUCAAAGAUCUUCUUCCCGAAGGAAGCAAGAUCAAGAAACUCACUCCAACCACCGGUUCGGAAGUCACAGGUGUGCAGCUCAGCCAGCUCUCAGCCGAAGGAAAAGACCAACUUGCCCUCUUGGUAGCCCAACGUAAAGUGGUUGCUUUUCGAGACCAAAACCUUGCAGAUCUACCACUGGAUAUAGCCCUAGACUUCGGGAACUACUUUGGACGUCACCACAUCCAUCCUACUUCCGGCUCGCCAGAAGGCUACCCUGAGUUGCACAUCGUGCAUCGGUAUGGAAUGCCAGGAACUUCCGAGUUCGAUUCUUUCCUCGCUGGCCGUAAUAGCAGUGUGAGCUGGCACUCGGACGUGACGUAUGAAGCCCAACCUCCUGGAACGACAUUCUUGUACAUUUUCGAUGGACCUGAGGAAGGCGGUGAUACGCUCUUCACCAACCAGGUUGAGGCGUAUAAUCGACUUUCGGAACCAUUAAAAGAAAGGCUUCAUGGAUUGAAGGCUCUUCAUUCCGGAUUCGAGCAGGCUCAGUUCAGUCGUGAUAGGGGUGGCGUCGUGAGACGCGAGCCAGUGAAGAACGAACAUCCCAUCAUCAGGACACAUCCCGCUACGGGGGAGAAGGCACUUUUUGUUAACCCUGGAUUCACUCGUAGUAUCGUUGGACUCAAGAAAGAGGAGUCAGAUGCUUUGCUACAGUUCUUGUUCGCUCACAUUGCGAGGGGUAUCGAUUACCAAGUUCGCGUGAAGUGGGCACCCAAAACGGUGGUCGUUUGGGAUGUAAGUGCAAAAGCAGAUAUCAUGAUUAAGCUUGAGUACUAAUGCAAGGUAGAAUCGUGUCACUGUCCACUCGGCAACACUUGACUGGUCCACAGGGGAGAGGCGACAUUUGGCUCGUAUUACACCUCAAGCUGAGGCCCCAUACGAAACUCCAUAUAUCAAAGCAGAGACGGCUGCUGUGUGAUGAGGCUUCAGGAUAUAUGCAGAAACCAAAGAUCUCAAAUGUGAAGGAGGGCAGGGCUUUCGCUUCGGAUUGAGGAACGUUGGUGGAUGUUUGAUUUGCAGUAUCAGAAAGCAGCUAUUUUGUGCCAAAGUGUUCAUUCAAUCUUCAUGAGAUUUUUAGGCCUGUAAGCUUCAAGUAGCAGUAAUCUUCGCCGUUUCGGUUCAAAUUGCAAUUUCUCGUAUCCUCGUGACUUCAAGGACAUCUCUAAGUGAAACAAUAAUUCAUGUAACCGCGGGUACAAGUAAAAAAAUAUAGACCUCCCCUAUUUGGUAGGUCUCUGUAAGGUGCGAUGAAGUUUGAGAAAGAGCUUGGCGCGACGAGGUCCU
Cadophora gregata is the source of this 1940-nucleotide messenger RNA. RefSeq lists its product as uncharacterized. The record is from RefSeq and is a predicted model, not a curated record. The coding region runs from base 387 to 1433 and encodes 348 amino acids. Lineage: Eukaryota; Fungi; Ascomycota; Leotiomycetes; Helotiales; Ploettnerulaceae. The transcript is spliced from 3 exons. Gene Ontology annotation, molecular function: 2-oxoglutarate-dependent dioxygenase activity. Gene Ontology annotation, cellular component: cytoplasm.